AUGGGAAUCAAAGCGGUGGAUUCGCAUUUUCAGAGCGGGAAGCACAAGGACUAUACCAGAGCCCGCCAGCAGACUCCGAUUGCCCGUUUCUGCUCCACUCUACCCACCGCCAGCAAAGAUGUUACGACCAAGGAUGUUACGGUGGGAAAUCCACAGCCAACAUCGUCAUCAUCUGACAUUCGCACAGCUUGUGGCUCUACGCCAACACUUAGAGCAGAAGUGAUCUGGGUGCUGAGGACGGUGACUAGCCAUCAUUCGUACAGAUCAAAUGAGGGAAUAGAAGACGUGUUCAAGGCCAUGUUUCCAGACUCUGUGCUUGUACAGACAUUUACAUGUGGACGAGACAAAACGAGGUACGUGGCCAAAUUUGGAUUGGCCCCGCAUAUUAAAAAACAACUCAUAGCCGAAGUCAACAUGGGCCCAUUUGUGAUCAUGUUUGACGAGACACUGAACCAAACAACAAAAAGCAAACAGUUGGACCUGCAUGUGCGUUAUUGGCGAAAUGACCACGUUCAGUCAAGAUACUAUGGGUCACAGUUCAUGGGCCACGCCACUGCUCAGGACCUGCUUCAACAUUUCAAGGAGUGUGUGCAGCAGCUUGACCUGAGAAAUAUGAUUUCAAUCUCCAUGGACGGACCCAGUGUCAACUGGAAGUUUUUUGACCUGCUCCAGCAAGAACAGGCAGAAGAGUUUGGAGGUGCCAAGCUGACCAUGGUUGGGAGCUGUGGGCUGCACACACUGCACAAUGCCUUCAAAAGUGGCUUCAGUGUCUGGCAGCUGGAGAAAGUACUCAAGGCAUUGCAUACAGUGUUCCACAAUACUCCUGCUCAAGAGAGGAUUUCUCCACUUUGA
Messenger RNA from Epinephelus fuscoguttatus (brown-marbled grouper), 852 nucleotides. RefSeq lists its product as uncharacterized. The transcript is spliced from 2 exons. Lineage: Eukaryota; Metazoa; Chordata; Actinopteri; Perciformes; Serranidae. Bases 1 to 852 code for a protein of 283 amino acids. The record is from RefSeq and is a predicted model, not a curated record.